UAAGAGUACCGAUAAUCAGAAUUAAAUUUUAAGUAGCUCUGCAGGUAAACUGCUGAGCUGAGGUCAGCAAAAAGGGGGAUCUGGGUGAUGUUUAGUGGGGUUAGAUUUGAAGAAACUGAAGGGGAGGACAGAUUUUUGAGAAAGAAAGCAGUUAGCAUUACCUUUGGUGAUGCUGGAAAGGUGGGGAGAACUGAAAGCGUAGCCUCCAGAUAAUGGGGUUCACCUUAAAUCAUAAUUGCCUGUCAGUAUUCAGGCUGACCCUUGACAUGUUGCUGGGGGCAAUGUGGACAGAAAAUCCAUGAGCCUGGAACGAUGUUCACGUGAGAUGCUGUGACUUAUAGGAGCUACUGGCUGUAUUUGUUUUAAACUGUGCAAAUCUAAGACCUGAUGACUGAAAGCAGAGUUACAUAUCUUGCCUUCUGGGUUCAUGCGGAUAACAGCAGUUCAGAGACAAGAAAUGCAGGGAGCUGUUACGCUGAGAAUUUGCUUUGCCUUCUCAGUUGCUCUUCAAUUUGACCGUGGUUAUGAGAGUGCUGACUUUAGGUGGACCAGUGAGUUCUGCUUGCAGUUUAGUACAGAAUGCAAUUUCAAGUGUAAAAUAGCAGCACGGGGAUGCAUGUCUGACUGAAAAUGUCAAGGAGGGAAGGGAAGAAAAAAAUCCCGGAACUCUUGCUGAUAGUUUAGUCUCAAUUAAUUUGCAAUUAGCAUCCAGCUUUUAUGUAAAAUUGAAAAAAAUAACACUGAAAACAACCAAACAAGGCAAACCUCUAAGCAACCAUCAAAUUUAGGAAGUGUACUGUGUGUGAUGAGGAGAUCCAUGUUGUGUGAUUGAUUCCAUAAGCACCUUUAAUAGCCUUCUAGAAUGGGAGAUGAGCUUUCUGCAGUAGCCUGACGCUAUCAGGACCAGGCAUUUGGAUUUGCUUUUCUUUACCAGCAGUUCAGCUGUCUUGGACUCCAGGUUUUUCGAGACAUAGUUGUAUUUUUCUGGCAUUUAGUGUUCUGUCUUAACAUGGUUUCUGGGAAAGCAGCAGUGUGACCCGGUAGCUAUAGUUGUGCAAAUGAUCAGAAAUGGAAAGGGCCAUUUCACCCAGUUACACAAUGUAUAGAUACACUUACUAGAAAAGGGGAAAGAAUGUUUCCUCUGUCAUUGAGUGGGAAGGUAGAAGUUAGCUUCUGUGCACUACUUUCAAACGUGCACAGAUUUUGCAGGAUUUUCUGGAACAGUUUGGGUUCUUCACUGCUAUUUGCAUGCUCACCAUAAUGUCAUAUACACAUUCAAUGUAAAGAAAAUUCACUUAAUUCGAAAUCAGGGAUAACACACAGUUUCCAGACAAUUCCACACCAUCCAUGGACAGCUUUUCUUUCCUUACAGCAUGCUGGAAAUGGGCAGAGCCAUCAGACAGGGAUUUCUUCUUGUUCACAUGGUAGCUAGGGGCUUGCAGGUGCUACUUGAGGAAUACUUUGGCCUAGCUUUAUGUGUUCUGGGAAAGAGGAGUGUCAGCACCAGGCUGGCUGCCUUUGUCAUUCCAGCAGGAGCUGUUGGUUACCCUCUUCCUCCUGGCUGAUUUGGAGCAUUGGAGGCUGGUGAUCCCUGGAACAGUCAGAGAGGCAAGAUGUUGUGUCUUGCAUGAUGCAGGUAUUAAACUGACCACAGAAACAAAAGACAGCCAAGAUGAUGGAUCACAUUGAAAGGAUUUUUGAAUAGAUGGGUCUGAGUACACCCUUUGUAAGCAACAGAUGAUGAAUGUCCCUGAAGGUCUAAGUCUGAGAGCACCAACGCAUGUCAAGCCCUGAACUUUAAUUUGUUUUUCUAACACGUGGACAUCACCCAGAGCUUUCCCGUCAGCUGCUGCCUGUUUCAGGGGUUAAAUCUCUCCUCAACGUUUUUCCCCACUGCUGCAUAGACGCCUUUUUAAAGGAAUAUAACCUGUUUCGUAACAAGCCCAAAAUGUGGCGGGCGGUGGUUAACGCCCUGUCGAGGGCCAAAGUCCCUGGAGGCCAAGCAUUCCGCCCGCUGCCGGCGCAGGAGGGCCGGAGCCUGCUCCCUGGGAGCACCCACUGCUGCCAGGGUGCCGUGCCGGGGCUCCACACCGCCCAGCAGCUCAGCAUGAGCCCGGGAAUACAGAAGGUGGAAGCUUUGGACGUGGGCCAUUUUGUCCGUGUGGAGUGGGAGGAUGGAAGUGAGAGCCGCUACCCCUGCGUCUGGCUGAGGGACAACUGCCAGUGUCCCCUCUGCUUCCUGCCCUCCGCCGGAGCGCGCAGGCUGCUCUUCGAGGACCUGGAUGUGAACAUCGUGGUGAAGGAGGUGGCUCUGGCAGAUCGAAGAAAGAUCUCCAUCACGUGGCCUGAUGAACACGCAAGCGAAUACGAAGCUGAGUGGUUGAAAAAACGAUGCUUCUCUGAAGAAGCCAGAGCAGAAAUGCAAGCAGAUUUAUUUUUACCAGAACGCCAGUACUGGGGCUCAGACCUUCAACUUCCCGAAAUACCUUUUGAAGAAAUCAUGAACAAUGAUGAAAGUGCAUACAAGUGGCUGUGCACCCUAAAGAAAGUAGGAAUCGUUCUACUGACAGGAGCUGCUACAAGGCAGGGAGAAUUGAUUAAACUUGGCCACAGGAUUGGGUUCCUGCGCCUCACUUUUUAUGGACCAACUUGGCAAGUGCAAGACAAAGCAGAUGCUAACAAUGUAGCUUAUACAACUGGGAAACUGUGUUUUCACACUGAUUACCCUGUUCUGCAUCAUCCACCUGGGGUCCAGUUUCUCCAUUGUAUAAAGCAAACAGCUACAGGAGGUGAAAGUGAGGUUGUAGAUGGAUUCCACGUAUCCAACAAGCUGAAGAAACAAAAUCCUGAGGCAUAUCAGAUCCUGUCCUCUACUGCUGUAGACUACACUGAUGUUGGGGUGGACUUCUGUGAUUUUGCUGUGCACUGUAAACAAAGGAUUAUAGACAUAGAUUCCAGAGGCCAAGCAGUUCGCAUCAAUUAUAAUAAUGCAACAAGAGACGCUGUGUUUGACAUACCAGCUGAAAAAGUGAGGCCAUUUUAUGCAGCUCUAAAGGAAUUUAAUGAUUUAUUAAACAGUGCAGAACACAAGUUUACUUACAAGCUGAAACCAGGAGACAUAGUGACGUUCGAUAACUGGCGCGUGCUUCACGGUCGCCAGAGCUACCCCUCGGGUUCGGGAGUGACCCGUCACCUGGAAGGGGCCUAUGCAGACUGGGAUGUGGUCCUGUCACGGCUCCGGCUCCUCAGGAAGAGGGUCCUGAAUAGGGACUGAGUUUUCUUCGGACUGGAAGGAGCGAAACGUAGAUUGUCUGACCUCGAUGACAACGACAACAGAGUCAAAAAAUUGAGUCUUCUUUUCAGAAACUAACGUCGCUUUUGACAAGGGCUUGUCAUUGAACAAGGGGAAUGGAUUUAAACUGACAGAGGGGAGGUUUUGAUUAGAUAUUAGGAAGAAAUUCUUUACUGUGAGAGUGGUGAGGCCCUGGAACAGGUUGCCCAGAGACUCUGUGGAUUCCCCAUCCCUGGAAGUGUUGAAGGCCAGGUUGGGUGCAGCUUGGAGCAACCCAUGGCAGGGGAGUUGAGACAAGAUGAUCUUUAAGGUCCCUUCCAAUCCAAACCAUUCUAUGAUUCUAUCAUAAAUAUAUUUUUGAGUUCUAUAAGCUAAGAAAUGUGUUGUUCAUAACAAUUUAAGAUUUGCCUGUGCCCUGGUCUUUGAAUCUAUAAAUGUAUUGCUACCUCUGUCAGUUUAUUUGCUUUUUUAAAAUCAGUGUGCAAAGUGGCUUGAAAGAUUGUCACUUUACUGGGCUGACUGGGUAUCACAACGCCUUCCUUUGCCUCUACAUAUGUACCUGCCCUCCCUAGAAAGCUUGGAAGUCAGCAUGAGGAAAGAACUUGAAGUAUUAUUUACUGAAGUUUUGUUAUAAACAGCACCUUCCUCUAUUUUCAGAGAGGCAUUCUUUAUUGCAUAAAUCAUAACUAAAAUUCACUAUCAAAAUACACAACCAGUGCUGUAGUUUUUAAAUACACACCUUUCAAGGUACGACUUCACUAUAAUACAUGAUCUCAUUGAACAGAUGUCAUAUUCUCUAUAUCCUGCUGUACAUGUCAUGACUAUCACAGCCACAGAUAUUUUUUCUUACAUUUCCAAGUCCAUAAGCUCAGAAACUAUAGACUUACGAGAGAAUGCAUCAUAUCAAUGUUUCUCUGCAUUAGGAUGAUAAAUAAAUCUCAGUGUAGAGGUCACAGGCAGGGUCAGAAAUCCCAUCAGACCUAAGAUCUGCACAGCAGACUUCUGAGUAAUGUCAGGAGGAGGAACACAGAAGCUGCCUGGUGGCUAGAAACCACAAAGCACAAGAGGUAGUUAUGGACUUUGCACAUGACAGAGAGAGGCAACUGAACCCAAAUCCAUUUUUAUUACUCCAGAUAAAAGAGGACACCUCCAAAAGGUGUACAUCAUGUUUUUCUCUGCUCUGGAUUCUGAUUAGAAAUUAUGUUAUGUAAAACUUACUGCAGCCAAAGUAGUGUGUUUUUUCCCUAUAUUCAGAUGCCAAAUGGAAAGAGAAAGAACUUCCAAAUAUUUUUUUUUUAUACUUAACAAUCCUGAGUUUAUUUUUCAAUGUCCUUACAGCUGCAGAGGUAACAGGACGCCUCUCACCAUGCUGCGAGUUGGACAAAACAACCCCACCUCCACCCUGUGAUCUCUCUGUUCAACUCUAUAUUUUCAAACUGUUCCCUCCAAGUCAAAUAAAUCCUAGUCUCUUCCUAGAGGAGUAACACAAUAGAACCAUAACUACAGAAUUAAAUAACUGUAGAAUUAAAAUAAGCUCAGGUUAGAUGGAACUCUGAGGUAUGUGGUCUAGUGGAAGAUGUCCUGAUAGCAGGAGAGUUGAAACCAGAUGAUCUUUAAGGUCCCUUCCAACUAAACCAUUCUAUGAUUCUGUGACCUAACAUCAGCUUGCAAACAUUUUCAUAGCUUCUACUCAUCAUUUACAGUCAACAGAUAACAGUUGAAUAAUCAGUUAAAACUCUAUUAGGCACUGGUCACAGUGUGGUUUGAAUUCCUCUUUAUUAAAUAGUGAAGUGUUUUUAUCAAAGCUAUGACACUAAGUGAUAGUGUAACAAAACUUUUUUUAGGGGUAAUUCAAUUUCUCAGUGCCUCCUUUAAUAAUUAAUUUUGGAAACAUGAGGAAAGUAUUUUUUUCUCUUUGCUAUGAAAGAGGGAAAAGCUGAGGAGGGGUUAAUACCUAUAUUCCAGCAGUGCUGUGCUUUAACUGUGAUAUUUUCUAUAUAAAAAUGGAUUGAAGAUUGCAAUUUAUACCUGUAAAACAAGACAUCUUGUGAUUUAUACCAAUUGUUAAUAGGAAAGAGAUUUUCUGCCUUUAUUCUGUACUUUUCUAAACACUUUUAUUCAAAUUUCUGUUUAUUAAAAGCUGUUAUGGAACUGA
This is a messenger RNA of Pseudopipra pipra, 5447 nucleotides long. RefSeq names its product gamma-butyrobetaine hydroxylase 1 (gene BBOX1). Gene Ontology annotation, cellular component: mitochondrion. Gene Ontology annotation, biological process: carnitine biosynthetic process. Bases 1949 to 3274 code for a protein of 441 amino acids. Gene Ontology annotation, molecular function: iron ion binding; gamma-butyrobetaine dioxygenase activity. The transcript is spliced from 9 exons. The record is from RefSeq and is a predicted model, not a curated record. Lineage: Eukaryota; Metazoa; Chordata; Aves; Passeriformes; Pipridae.